Molecule: messenger RNA, 2002 nt
Organism: Eriocheir sinensis (Chinese mitten crab)
Lineage: Eukaryota; Metazoa; Arthropoda; Malacostraca; Decapoda; Varunidae
Product: testis-expressed protein 10-like
Exons: 11
Coding region: 105-1895 (596 amino acids)
Cellular component (GO): MLL1 complex; nucleus
Source: RefSeq, a predicted model, not a curated record
CGAUAAUCUGUCGGGGCGUAAACAAACCUGCUUGGCCGAGUGCGUGUGAGAGUGUGUGUGUGUGUGUGUGUUGAGUGCGUUGUGUGUGCGUUUACAGCCUCACCAUGACCAAGAGUGCCAAGGCCAAGAAAGCGAAGAAGGCAGACUUUGCUAAGGUGAAGCUGAAGGUGGGCAAGAGGCUGAAGAAGGCCCAGAACGAGACGAGGACAGACUUCAAGGCCCGGAAGAUCAUCCUGAAGGAGCAGCUGAGCAGGAAGGGCGAGGAGGCGCUGCUCACAAAGAAGAAAAGGAACGUUAAGGACCUGCUGUCAUCUCUAGGCCACACCAACACCUACGUGCGCCAGGAUGGACUCAAUGGGUUGCUGGAGCUGGUCAAGAAGAACGAGACGGAGCUGCUGGUCCCCAAGCUCUCGCAGAUCAUCACCGGCGUUGCUCCCUGCCUCUUCGACAUUGACGUGCUCAUCCGCUCCGUGGCCAUCAAGUUCAUUGAGGUCUUGCUAGUAAAGGUCGGCACCCACGUUGAGCCAUACUUUAAUGUUCUGGCAACACACCUUUCCUGUGCCAUGGUGCACCUCAACACAGGGGUGCAAGCCGACUCCCUGCGUCUGGUGAACCUCUUCGUCAAACACACACCAGUUCUCCUCGCCCGCCAUGCCAACACUCUCCUGAACAACUUUGUCAACCUCAUUUCCAGAAAGGCCAACAGUUCACAGACAACCACGAGCAAGAGAGAAAUGUGUGUGGACUUCUCCCGGAUGCUGCACACCAACCCCAGCAGCAGCCUCACCACACACAAGGGACACGUGGAGCUACUUCAGGAGUUGUCAGGGUUCCUCGAGAUCAUCCUUAAGGAACAGGACCAAGUGGAAGAGCAGGUCCCCCUCACAAUGUGGCAGCGAGUGAUGGCAGGGAGUUUGCCGCCUGUGGUGUGGGGCGGCACAGACAAGGACGCCGCACAGCACACCUGGCUCUUCUCCGACCCACAACACCUGCAAAAGUUUGUCCAGGAGAUUGUGCCAUUGUUGUUCCAGGUGUGGGCUGAGGUGGACCCAAAGAACCAAGAAGAAAUAGAAGAGGACAACAUGCUGAAUGAGGAGGGAGUGAAGGCUCUUUCCUCCAUCCUGAGCAUCAUUGACCACCUCAUGAACAUCACCCAAGCCUGCACCAAGCAGCAGCCUAAAGAGUGUGAGUGGUUUGUUGGACAGCUUAACUCCCAGUACAUGUCCAAGAUAAUGUCUGGCUUCCCAUACUACCGACACACAAGUCCAACAGUGACAAAGAAAAAGAAGAACAAUAGGUCAGGCAGGAGUGCAGAUCAGAGUGUAGACAACCACAGCAUCAAGCACUGUGACCACCUCAAUGUGACGCUGGCCACCCUAACUGUCCAACUGUCAUCCUCCAGUCAGUUUCAGGAGAAGGCAGUCUCUUAUCUUGCAAGGGUGCUGAGUAACAAGACCCAUGAUGGCGAGUACAACAUCAGUGCCGUGGUCAAGGUCCUGCUUCACCUGCUGCCACAGACGGAUGAGCAGGAGGCUGAGUCACUGGUGGGCGGGGCUCUGGCCUGCUACAAGCGCCUCCAUCCCCUCAAGAAAGACCGCACCCUCCUCCUACAAGUCCUACUGGCUGCCACGCACAUCACCAACCCCACCCUAUGGCGGUGCCAGAGUGUGGAUCUGUGGGUGAGGCAAAUAGUAGAGGAGCUGGCUGGUGGGGAGGUGCAGGAGGGUGUGCUGGGGGCUGCCAUCACCCUCAGGCUGCAGGCCAACACCAGUCUGGGGCAGCUCCUGGCCACACACAAGCAGGAGAUCACAGAAAACCUUGAGAGGAGAGGCAUGCCAGGGGUGACCAAGACUUUGCUCUCCAACAAACUAAAAUUCUUGUUGAAGGACACGUAGAUAGUGUCUUGAUUAUUUAUUAUGAGUUUUUGCCUUUUGCCAUGCAUAAUGAGAGUACCAAAAUAGUCCAGUUUUUAGCCUAUUUAAUAAAGAGUUGUUUUAGUGAA